Thelazia callipaeda (thelaziosis nematode) is the source of this 2091-nucleotide messenger RNA. The record is from the annotation of a GenBank genome assembly. NCBI's taxonomy places the organism in Eukaryota, Metazoa, Nematoda, Chromadorea, Rhabditida, Thelaziidae.
AUGACUUUUCAGAAGCAGUUAUGGGACUUAUUACCAAAUUUGUUGAGCUCACCCACCGACUUUAUUUCUCAAUUUCCUGUAUUAGCCAAAAUUCUGCUUAAAGUUCUAGUAGAAGAACGGGAUUUGCAACUUAUUGUAUUGUCUUCAAUUCGUAGUGCUCUUCGUUUCGCUCUACUACCUGAUGCACCUGCAGCGAGAAAGGAUAUGAUGUCGGAAUUUGCUUACAGUUUCAUGCGGAUACUGUUCAAUUUGUAUGGCGUAGCAGAUGCUACAAAGGAGGAUGUAGAAGGAAUUACUGAAACUAGUAUAGGGGUUCUCCAAUGUUCUGCAUUGGAAACUAUCCGUAUGUAUGUGAAGCUGACUCCAAGCGUUGUAAUUGAUAAUUUUAUCAAUUUGGCUGUUAAGAGUAUACAACUUGAGGAUGUAGCUCUGACUCGAAAGAUUCGGAUUUUGGACUUGAUGGCAGCGCUAGUGAAGAAGGCAAACACUUCUGGACUGAAUAGCAUGUUUUCGGUGAUUCAUCCUUGGUUUUUGACAAAUGAGACUGCGCUUCAAAAGAAGGCUUUCCGAAUUAUGGAACAGAUUAUGAAACGAUCAGCUGAUAAAAAUGCUGCUGAAUUUUUUUCGUUGAACGAUGAUGAAAUAAGCCAUAUCCUUGAUCAAGGACUGGAUACUAUUGCAUUGAACGCACGGGCUCCUCUUCUGGCUGUAUAUCACUGCAAAUUAUUGUCAUUAACUUCAUAUGAAGGUGUUCAAAAUUUCAAAGCUAGAUUCCUUGAAAAAAUUAUUAUUUGUCUCGACAAGUCACACAAUAUCCGGACUCGUUCAAACGCCCUUAAAUGUUUUGUCAAGUUAUGUCAACAGCUAAUACUGUUUGGUUCCAGCAAAAAUGAAACUCCAUCUAAUGCACUUCAUUCCGUGUUGAAUACAAUAUUUGCUACAUUGAAUCGGGCUAGAAAAGUAUGUUCAAACGAUGACUUAUCCUCUUUAGAAAAUGCGAGAUCGGCAAACAUUGCUCUGAACAUUAUUGCGCAAAAGUAUGUUCGUGUCAUGGAUACUCCAUUACUGAGUGACCUUAUAGCUCACGCUUGCAAUGGGAUUGGAGAUGGAAGACCGGCAAUAAGAGUGUUAGUUAUUCGACUGAUGCGGAUGCUUGUCAAAAAGUUACCGAAUUAUGCAAUGCAGCAAUACCAGGAAUUAAUCAUCUCAGCUGUGUUCGAUGGUCAGUUGACGUCGGAUGUUACUCAGAAAGUUCGAAAAGCAAACAAACUUUUGCUUGAAGUUCUAAUUGACAGAAUCGGUGUCGAAGUUUUGAUAACACGGACUAACAAACUAAGCUGGAUAAAACAACUGAAGUCGGCUGCUAAGAGAAGACGUCGGAUCUCACGUCGGAACACACAAGCUGCACACAGUACAAAAACUGAUGAAGAGAGUGAUGUUCCAUCAACGGUUCCUAGCGUUCGAACGGCAGGUGCAGAUACAGUACUGGAUAUGCUUAGCAAUAGUGGAAGUGACGGUGAAGAAACAGAUGAGGAAUCAGUUGGAUGUCGAACGCGAGGCUCAUCGAUCUGGCUUAAGAAUGAUAACGAAGAAGAUAUGAUGGAUUUACUCGACCAAAACAAGAUGCUGAAAAAUAUUGCAACAGCACAACCUGCUUCUUUGAAAGAUAAAAGAGUGCAGAAACUAGAUAAAAAUUGUGAUGGAGACUGUGGAGAAUUCAAAAUGACAGAAGACGGGCGAAUAAUAAUUGAAGAUACAGAUAUGGAGGAAAAUAACGAAAUGAUACGUAGACGUCUUACGGGAAUACUACAUUUUACGGAUAAGAAGAUGAAAGUCGAUGGGGUGGAUAGCGAUGAAAACGAAGAUCACGAUCUUGAACAUACGAGCAUGGUAAAAUCUGCCGCUUGUCAUAACAAUAAGAGCACAAAAGCAUCACGUUGUAUUCGCCCAAAGAAAUCAGCGAUUAGUAGGCAGAACAGAAGAUAUGAACCAUAUGCAUACAUACCACUGAAGCAAAAAAAGAAACAGAAGGUUGCAUUGAAGACGUUAAUUAAAGAAGCUGUAGCUGAUGCAAAAAUGAGAAAAGACUGA